CCGCAGCCCGCGCCUCCCACACUGACCGGACGGAGGCCGGGGCGGCGCGACUCGGCUGGGGGGCAUCAUGAAUCUAGCCGCCUUCCCCGCCUCCCCUGCCACGCCCGCGGCCCUCCCCUGCAAUGAGAUGCCAUUAAAUCCCUCCUCCGCUUUCUCCUCCUCGCUGCUCCGCCGCUCGCUCCGCGCGUCCCUCCGGAGGAUCUCCCCGAUGGCCUCCGCCGCCGCCCCCACCUCCGCGCCCGCCGCCGCCACGGAGAACGGCGCCGCGAAGGUGGCGGAGCAGCGGCCCGUGCAGGUCGCAAAGCGAUUGGAAAAGUUUAAGACAACAAUUUUCACUCAGAUGAGCAUGCUUGCCAUCAAGCAUGGGGCAAUAAACCUUGGCCAGGGCUUUCCGAAUUUUGAUGGCCCAGACUUUGUGAAAGAGGCUGCUAUUCAAGCUAUCAAUGCUGGGAAGAAUCAGUAUGCAAGAGGGUUUGGUGUGCCAGAACUGAACUCAGCUAUUGCUGAACGAUUCCUGAAGGACAGUGGAUUGCAAGUUGAUCCUGAUAAAGAAGUCACUGUUACAUCUGGAUGCACUGAAGCGAUAGCUGCAACGAUACUAGGUCUCAUCAACCCUGGUGAUGAGGUGAUAUUGUUCGCUCCAUUCUACGAUUCAUAUGAGGCUACACUAUCAAUGGCCGGUGCCAAUGUAAAGGCCAUUACCCUCCGUGCUCCAGAUUUCGCAGUUCCGCUUGAAGAGCUAAAGGCUGCAGUCUCCAAGAACACCAAAGCAAUAAUGAUAAACACACCGCACAAUCCAACUGGGAAGAUGUUCACAAGGGAGGAACUUGAAUUUAUUGCCACCCUCUGCAAGGAGAAUGAUGUUUUGCUGUUUUCUGAUGAGGUCUAUGACAAAUUGGCAUUUGAGGCUGAUCAUAUAUCAAUGGCUUCUAUCCCUGGCAUGUAUGAGAGGACUGUGACCAUGAACUCUCUGGGGAAGACAUUCUCUCUUACAGGAUGGAAGAUUGGGUGGGCAAUCGCACCGCCACACCUGACAUGGGGUCUAAGGCAAGCACACUCAUUCCUCACAUUUGCCACCUGCACACCAAUGCAAGCAGCGGCGGCAGCGGCUCUGAGAGCACCAGAUAGCUACUUUGAGGAACUGAAGAGGGACUACAGUGCAAAGAAAGCUAUACUGUUAGAAGGACUAAAAGCUGCAGGGUUUAUUGUUUACCCAUCAAGCGGAACAUACUUCAUCAUGGUCGAUCACACCCCGUUCGGUUUUGACAAUGACAUUGAGUUCUGUGAAUACUUGAUUCGUGAAGUCGGUGUUGUUGCUAUACCACCAAGUGUAUUUUACCUGAACCCUGAGGAUGGGAAGAACCUGGUGAGGUUCACCUUCUGCAAGGACGAAGAUACCCUGCGGGCCGCGGUCAAGCGGAUGAAGACGAAGCUGAGGAAGAAAUGAAGCGCGGGGGAAAUCCCAUGUGGCUGGUGAUUGCUGAAUAAUCUGCUCGUUUGGACUGCGGCAGGAUGCAUGUACUACCCUUUUUCUAGCAAUAGUUAUCCUGUCAGUGACUUCAUACCUAGUGUCUUCUACUUGUCCGUGUAUGGAGAUGGUGAUGGAUCAGGAUAGCUGCCGGUACACCUUUUUGUAGCCUACUGAACAAUUUGCGGCCGCUAUGUGUUCACCCUCCUCAACCUAUCCUGUCACCAGACCUGCCAAUAAACUGAUCAAACCAAAUCCUUCCAACAGUGACUCUGUUCUUCACCCUUUCUUCAAGCGCUUUCAAGCUUCUGACUUGUCAAUGAGAAGAUACCCGAGCAGCAACGAUCUAUAA
Molecule: messenger RNA, 1820 nt
Organism: Panicum hallii
Lineage: Eukaryota; Viridiplantae; Streptophyta; Magnoliopsida; Poales; Poaceae
Product: probable N-succinyldiaminopimelate aminotransferase DapC
Exons: 2
Coding region: 68-1447 (459 amino acids)
Biological process (GO): biosynthetic process
Cellular component (GO): cytoplasm
Molecular function (GO): L-kynurenine:2-oxoglutarate transaminase activity; pyridoxal phosphate binding
Source: RefSeq, a predicted model, not a curated record